Messenger RNA from Pseudogymnoascus verrucosus, 1629 nucleotides. RefSeq lists its product as uncharacterized. The transcript has 5 exons. NCBI's taxonomy places the organism in Eukaryota, Fungi, Ascomycota, Leotiomycetes, Thelebolales, Thelebolaceae. The record is from RefSeq and is a predicted model, not a curated record. Bases 1 to 1629 code for a protein of 542 amino acids.
AUGUCGACAAUUUUGAAGCACGGAAAGCUGGGCGAAAUCCAUGGAGUACUUGGAGAUGAUGUUGUGCAGUUUCUUGGAAUCCAGUAUGCAUCCUUGAAAGACAGGUUUGCAGAGAGCGAAAUUUUGGAUCGUGAUUUGGAUAGCAGCGUGAUAGACGCAACCAGAAUAGGGCCUAUGGUUAUGUCACCACUUCAAGGGUGCGAUGCGGAAUUUGGGAUCAUUCAACAUGCUCUACCUAAGCCAGACUUGACAGUUUCGGAACUUCAUGGGUUGAAUCUCAAUGUCACGGUACCCCUCAUGGAGAGGAAGCUUCCGGGCCUAGGUUCAAAGCUUCCUGUCUGUGUAUUUAUCCAUGGCGGAGGCUAUUCAACGGGAUCUAAUUCUUGGCCACAAUAUUCUCAAGCCCGAAUGGUUAAGUUAUCAGCUGAUAUGGGCUUCCCUAUGAUUGGGGUUGGCAUCAAUUACCGUUUGGGCUUGCCUGGAUUCCUUACAUCGUCAGAACUGCGUGAAGCAGGAUAUGCAAGCAAUAAUGGUCUCAGAGACCAGAUUAAUGCCCUUCGCUGGAUUAAAAAAAACAUUGGAGACUUUGCUGGUGAUGCCGAUAACGUUACUGUGAUGGGAGAAAGUGCUGGUGCUGUCUCCGGGAUGUUUCUCUUGCAUUCUGAAGAGCCUUUAUUUAAAAGGCUCAUUAGCAUGUCAGGCAGUGCUCUGUUGGUCAAGCCGCUUCCUCUACCAGUGUCCGAGUUUGUAUAUGCGUCUCUGGUUAAAUCCAUGGGCUUAGAAAAUUUAUCCGGGCCGGAACGAGUGAAAGCUAUCUUGGAGAUACCCAUCAAAGACCUCUUGGAGAAGAUUCCUCCGACAAUGCCGUUAAUGCCAGUGGUGGAUGGCGAUAUCAUUCCAGGGGCACCCACCUUUUCGCAAAUUUCGGACAAGGCCGAAGAUCCUACGUAUCCAAUGCCUGGGAAACAGUGGUGCGAAUCUUUGAUAAUAGGAGACUGUCAAUUUGAUGGUUCGAUCUUUUCAUUAAUGCUUGGCCCUCGACGAGUAGGAAUAGCCCAGUCCUUCCAUAAAUCCAUCGCAAAAUCUUUCGCCCACCAUCCAUCAUCUUCAGAGAAAUUAUUUCAGGCCUAUGGCAUUACCCCCGACCUCCCAGACAAUAUCGCACUUCGGUCAAUCUUUACUUUUGCAACAGACAUUGGUUUUUUAGCUCCAGUGGUUAGCUUGGCAAGAGGCUGGCCCGGAAAGGCUUAUGUCUAUCAUUUCAACGAGCCAAAUCCAUGGGACGGGGAGUGGAAGGGUGACACUACGCAUGUUCUUGACAUUGCGUUCUUGUUUCAGAAUUUCAAUGAAUUCUUACCACCAGCACAGAAGGAGGUUGCUGUCAUAUUUGCUAGAGAUUUCAUCAAGUUUGUUAACGGUGAGGCGCCAUGGGCUGCCUUUGGAACUAGUAGCCAGGGAGCGAUGGUAUAUGGGCCAAGCCCAGAAAGAAGUACUGCUGCAUUCAUGCCAUAUAUUAGGGGCAAUGCGGAGGAAAGCUGUGGACGCAAUUCCACAAUUUUCAAGCUUGGCGAAGACAUACCUUUGGACGAACUUGCGACCGCUUGGGGGGAUUUUUUGGCAGGACAAUGA